AAGAAGGUUCCACAAGUGAGCAAGGAAGCGAGCUUGGGCAAACAAUGGGGUGGUUUUUCUUCGCGAGCAUCAUUUUUUACUACGUUCCCUAUUGUGUCCGUUCUAUUAAAGCGUAAACAAAGCGUAAAAAGCAUCGGAUCUACUUGAGUUAGCUUGCAUUUAACCAGUCGAUAGUCGAUCCAGUCAGCUUGAGUUAGCUUUCACCACCUCAGCCUUCUAUAAAGAAGGGUUGUGGCCAAGCCUUCAACCCUCCUCCCUCACACAAGAAGUACAAGAGCUAGCCGACGGCCAAGAGCCACCACUGCGACGCCAGCCUCUCUCUGCCGUUCAUGGAUCAGCAACCUCCGAUUCCUCCUUCCGAUCUCAAGCUCCUCGGCUCCUGGGCCGACUCCCACACCCACCGCGUCCAGCUCGCCCUCAAGCUCAAGGGGCUGCCCUUCCAGUACCAAGAAGAAGACCCCCUCCGCCCCUCCGCCGCCCUCCUCAUCCACAACCCCGUCUACAAGAACCUCCCCGUCCUCCUCCACCGCGGCUGCCCCGUCCUCCACUCCAUCAUCAUCCUCCACUUCCUCGACGACACGUGGCCGCACCACCGCUCGCUGCUCCCCUCCGACCCCUUCGACCGCGCCACCGCCCGCUUCUGGUCCCACUUCGCCGACGACAAGCUCGCCCCCGCCGUCGCGGCCGUCUUCUCCUCCGAGGGCGACGGCCAGAAGGCCGCCGUCGACCAGGUCCACCAGAACCUGAAGCUGCUGGAGCUCGAGCUCGGCGACGGCGGCGCGUUCGGCGGGCGGAGGUUCUUCGGCGGCGACGAGAUCGGGUUCCUCGACAUCGUCCUCGGCUGCGGCUCCUACUGGCUCGCCGUCUUCGAGGAGGUCAUGGAAGUGAAGCUGGUGGACCCCGAGGCGUUCCCGCGCUUCCACGCCUGGCUCCGCGACUUCGAGGACCAGAGGGAGGUCAAGGAGACGAUCCCGGCCAUCGACAAGCUGCUCGAGUACGCGAGGACCGUCCGGCAGAUGAUGCUGGGCGGUGUUGCCACCGCGGCCGCCGGCGACAAUGCCGCUUCUAAUUAGUUAAGUACUAUGCUUCAGUAGCUCCACGGCUCUUCGUUUCUGUAAUUACAGUCCUCGUCGUCCACGUCAUCGUCGUUUCUAUGUUUAAUUAAUCUGGUUUAUGGCAAUUAAUGAAGGAUUAUCAGGCAGACACAA
This is a messenger RNA of Zingiber officinale, 1208 nucleotides long. RefSeq names its product probable glutathione S-transferase. The coding region runs from base 330 to 1073 and encodes 247 amino acids. Gene Ontology annotation, biological process: glutathione metabolic process. The transcript has a single exon. Lineage: Eukaryota; Viridiplantae; Streptophyta; Magnoliopsida; Zingiberales; Zingiberaceae. Gene Ontology annotation, molecular function: glutathione transferase activity. The record is from RefSeq and is a predicted model, not a curated record. Gene Ontology annotation, cellular component: cytoplasm.